CAAUAGCGAUGGCUCACAGCUUCACACAGGAGUAUUUUCAGAUCCCCGUGGUGACCCGAGCAUACACGACCGCCUGUGUCCUCACCACCGCUGCCGUGCAACUUGAAGUCAUCACCCCCUUUCAGCUCUACUUUAAUCCAUACCUCAUCAUCACAAGAUACCAGAUAUGGCGCCUGAUUACCAGCUUCCUCUUCUUUGGUUCUCUUGGAUUCAGUUUCGUGUUCAACAUCAUCUUUCUUUAUCGAUACUGUCGGAUGCUGGAGGAAGGCUGUUUCCGGGGAAGAACGGCUGAUUUUGUUUUCAUGUUCCUGUUUGGAGGAAUCAUGAUGACUCUGUUCGGUCUGUUUGCCAACGUCUUCUUCCUGGGUCAAGCCUUCAUCAUCAUGCUGGUGUAUGUUUGGAGUAGAAGACAUCCGCUCAUACGCAUGAACUUCUUUGGGCUCCUGAACUUCCAGGCACCAUUUCUCCCCUGGGUGCUCAUGGGAUUUUCGCUGCUGCUCGGAAACUCCAUCGUGGUCGACCUGCUAGGUAUCAGUGUCGGACACAUGUAUUAUUUCCUGGAAGACGUGUUUCCAAACCAGCCGGGAGGAAGAAAGCUGCUGAUGACACCAGAACUUCUGCGGGCCAUGUUUGACCGGCCAGAAGACCCAGACUACCUUCCCCUACAAGAAGAGCAGGGUGGAGAUCUGCAGCAAUAUGAGGAGCCGCACAACUAAUUGCUCUAAGAUUCCAGAAAUCAGGAGAAACCAGCUGUCAGAAACACAGACAGGCAGUCAGGAUAUGAUUUGUGGAGCCAUGAGUCCUUUCACAGUUAAGAUAGACUUAAAGUCAGCAUCAUGAAAGUGUUUUUUUUUGCCCAAACAUUUUGGAGUUCACAUUCACACUAAGCAUGUUUAGUUUAACUACUAGUUGUUCAUUUGUAAUAGUAGCACAGAGAUGGCUGAAAAAAGUCUCAGUUCUCGA
This is a messenger RNA of Micropterus salmoides (largemouth bass), 963 nucleotides long. Its product is annotated as derlin-2-like. Gene Ontology annotation, molecular function: misfolded protein binding; ubiquitin-specific protease binding. The coding region runs from base 9 to 716 and encodes 235 amino acids. The transcript is spliced from 7 exons. Gene Ontology annotation, cellular component: endoplasmic reticulum membrane; Hrd1p ubiquitin ligase ERAD-L complex. Gene Ontology annotation, biological process: endoplasmic reticulum unfolded protein response. Lineage: Eukaryota; Metazoa; Chordata; Actinopteri; Centrarchiformes; Centrarchidae. The record is from RefSeq and is a predicted model, not a curated record.